ACUAACUACGCGCACCCAUAGAAGAACCCUAAGCCCAAUUUAAAAAUAAAAAGUAAAAUUAGUUGGAAAGCGCUAAAACUUCUCCCUUUCCCUCAAGCCUAGUCACGCCUCACGCCUCCUCCCUCUGCAGACACUUCUCCUCCCGACGCCGUCCGCCGCAACAAUUCAGUUGCUUGCUGGCUGAUGCUUUGAAGUGGCUCCCAGAUUCGGGUUAGUCACUCCAAACUCUGCGUUUUCUUUCUAAUCGUAAUCCUCCUAUGGUUUUCUCCAUGUCCAUUCCUACCUCUGCAUUUUCCACUGUGACCCUUCUCCGUUCUCUCACUCUUUCCCUCUCUCCGUACCAUCACUACUUUCAUUAUCCCAAUCAUAUAAUCCCUACUCUCUUUAUUUCUUCAUAUUCUGUUAAAGUGCGACAACUUCCCAGAAUUCGUGCCUUUGCUUCCGGUUCUUUUGUUAAACAGCUGGUGUAUGACCGGGAUUCCCCGUCCGAAUCUGAGGAGCACUUAUCAUCUCCAUACAGUAAUGGGGGUGAUGGUUUCCAUUUUGAAAAUGGUUUUGCAUCAGUGGAUUUGAAACAUUUGGGAACGCCUGCGCUCGAAGUCAAGGAGCUGGAUGAGUUGCCAGAGCAAUGGCGAAGAUCCAAAUUGGCUUGGCUUUGUAAGGAAUUGCCAGCACAAAAGCCGGGAACAGUGAUACGACUGCUUAAUGCACAGAGAAAAUGGAUGGGGCAGGAUGAUGCGACCUAUCUCACCGUGCAUUGUUUGCGUAUCCGUGAAAACGAGACAGCAUUUAGGGUGUACAAGUGGAUGAUGCAACAACAUUGGUAUCGAUUUGAUUAUGCUUUAUCUACUAAGCUUGCCGAUUACAUGGGCAAGGAACGGAAGUUCUCAAAGUGUCGAGAAGUAUUUGAUGAUAUAAUUAAUCAGGGAUGUGUGCCAAGUGAAUCCACAUUUCAUAUAUUGAUUGUUGCAUACCUUAGUGCACCUGUUCAAGGAUGCAUAGAGGAAGCAAGUACCAUUUACAAUCGUAUGAUUCAGUUAGGAGGUUACCAACCACGUCUUAGCUUGCACAGUUCCCUCUUUAGAGCUCUUAUGAGCAAACCAGGGGAUUUGUCAAAGCAUCAUCUUAAACAGGCUGAGUUUAUAUAUCAUAAUUUGGUAACAAGUGGACUCGAGCUACAUAAAGAUAUAUAUGGUGGUCUAAUUUGGCUACAUAGUUAUCAGGAUACUAUUGACAAAGAAAGGAUAGUGUCACUAAGGAAAGAAAUGCAACAAGCAGGAAUCAAGGAGGAAAAAGAAGUCCUUUUGUCCAUCUUGAGAGCAAGCUCGAAAAUGGGGGAUGUAGUGGAAGCAGAAAGAUUGUGGCAAAAACUUAAGUAUUUAGAUGGUAACAUGCCAUAUCAGGCUUUUGUUUAUAAAAUGGAAGUCUACGCAAAGAUGGGUAAACCAAUGAAGGCUUUGGAGAUAUUUAGGGAGAUGGAGCAGUUGAACUCUACUACUGCUGCGGCAUAUCAGACAAUUAUUGGUAUUUUAUGUAAAUUUCAAGAGAUAGAACUUGCAGAAUCAAUCAUGGCAGGCUUCAUAGAGAGUAAUUUGAAACCCCUCACGCCAGCUUAUGUUGAUAUGAUGAAUAUGUUUUUCAAUUUAAGCUUACAUGAUAAGUUAGAGUUAACCUUCUCUCAGUGCCUUGAGAAGUGUAAACCCAAUCGUACCAUCUAUAGCAUAUAUUUGGACUCUUUGGUAAAAGUUGGUAAUCUUGACAGGGCUGAAGAAAUAUUUAGUCAGAUGGAAACAAACGGAGAAAUUGGUGUAAAUGCUCGUUCAUGCAACCUCAUUUUAUGUGGGUAUCUUUUAUUUGGAAAUUAUAUGAAGGCUGAAAAGAUAUAUGAUUUGAUGUGUCAGAAAAAGUAUGACAUUGAUCCUCCUUUAAUGGAGAAACUUGAUUAUGUCCUAAGCUUGAGUAGAAAGGAGGUUAAGAAGCCAAUGAGCUUGAAGUUGAGUAAAGAACAGAGGGAGAUUUUAGUAGGGUUGUUGUUAGGUGGUCUGGAGAUAGAGUCUGAUGAAGAGAGGAAAAAUCACAGAAUCCAAUUCGAAUUCCACAAAAACUGUAAAACUCACUCUGUUUUGAGGAGGCACAUAUAUGAGCAAUACCACAAGUGGUUGCAUUCUGCUUCAAAGUUGACCGAUGGUGAUAUAGAUAUACCAUAUAAAUUCUGCACUGUUUCACAUUCAUAUUUUGGUUUCUAUGCAGAUCAGUUUUGGCCACGAGGGCGUCAGACAAUCCCUAAUCUUAUUCACCGGUGGCUUUCACCUCGUGCUCUUGCAUACUGGUAUAUGUAUGGAGGCUGCAGGACAUCAUCAGGGGAUAUUUUAUUGAAACUAAAGGGAAGUCAUGAGGGUGUUGAGAAGAUUGUUAAAUCUCUGAGAGAGAAGUCCAUGCAUUGCAAAGUGAAAAGGAAGGGCAGCAUGUAUUGGAUAGGUUUACUUGGAAGCAAUGCCACAUGGUUCUGGAAACUAAUUGAGCCUUUCAUUCUGGAUGACUUGAAAGAAAGUACACAGGCAGACAGUCUUAACUUGGGGGUUUUAAAUGAAACUGAAAAUAUCAACUUUGAUAGUCAAUCUGAUUCCGUUGAGGAGACUUCAAAUUAAUUUAAGAGUUUUAGUUAUUAGGCCCAUUAUCAGUUGGAUUCCUUAAUUUGCCAACUGACGGAAGCCUACAAUGUUUCAUGAUUUUGGUAGGGUAUGUUAUUCACAUAGGAUCUUCCUUGAUCAAUUUGGAAGAUGUAAAUAUGUAAAUCGAUAUGUAAUGCUUAUGUUCUGAUUCUGUGUAUUGUUGUAGCAUUCUUGUUCACUUUUUAAUAUACGGUAUAUGUUAGUUUGGAAGUCA
This is a messenger RNA of Cucumis melo (muskmelon), 2886 nucleotides long. RefSeq names its product pentatricopeptide repeat-containing protein At2g15820, chloroplastic. The record is from RefSeq and is a predicted model, not a curated record. Lineage: Eukaryota; Viridiplantae; Streptophyta; Magnoliopsida; Cucurbitales; Cucurbitaceae. Gene Ontology annotation, biological process: photosystem I assembly; mRNA cis splicing, via spliceosome; Group II intron splicing. Gene Ontology annotation, molecular function: endonuclease activity; protein binding. The transcript has 3 exons. Bases 258 to 2648 code for a protein of 796 amino acids.